This is a messenger RNA of Hibiscus syriacus, 875 nucleotides long. RefSeq names its product zinc finger protein 8-like. NCBI's taxonomy places the organism in Eukaryota, Viridiplantae, Streptophyta, Magnoliopsida, Malvales, Malvaceae. Gene Ontology annotation, biological process: trichome differentiation; trichome morphogenesis; response to gibberellin. The coding region runs from base 1 to 822 and encodes 273 amino acids. Gene Ontology annotation, molecular function: DNA-binding transcription factor activity. The record is from RefSeq and is a predicted model, not a curated record. The transcript has a single exon.
AUGAGGUGUACUUUGACUACCCAAAGUGCCAAACCCACCCUCACCGGACCACAUCAUAGCCCUUUCUUCCCACCUUCUCCCAACCAAAAAACAAACCCACCUCUUCUUCUUCCUUCCAUCUUUCUCCUGGAGGACGAAAGGGAAACUCAAAACUUCAUGAACGUAGAAUCCUUCUCUGAGCUCCCCUUUAUCCGUCCCUCACCUAUUAAAGACAAGGGUAUCCGUUUGUUUGGCAAGGAAUUCGGUGGCGGUGGGGGUGAGUCAGCUACUGCCAGCAACGACUCGGACUCAGCUGAGGAUACGAUCAAGGAGAACGAUAACAAUGGAGGAAACAGAAGAAGAUUCGAGUGCCAUUACUGUUGCAGAAACUUCCCCACUUCCCAAGCUUUAGGUGGUCACCAGAACGCUCACAAAAGGGAGCGCCAACACGCCAAAAGAGCUCACCUUCAUUCGGCAAUGGUGCACAGCUCCUUGUCCGAUGCUCAUCUUUAUGGACUUGUUAUCCACAGGCCUGCUUUGAGUUACCCUUCAUGGAACACUAGGUUUCAUGGCAACCAAAGCCCCACCAUCAAUGGCAGCCCACUAGGACUGUGGACGAUUCCUUCCACGCUUCAAAAUAAAUCCUCUAAUUUCAAUAGUGAACUCUCAUCAGCAUCAUCGCAUCCGUUGCCUUUGUUUUCCGGCGAUGUAUUGAAGCCACCUUCGCAGGUUGUUGCUGCUGCUGCUGCUGCUGGCGGCGGUGGUUCAACUUCCCAGGAUCGGUACGUUUAUGAACGGAAGCCAAGAUUGCAAGACCAUGUGAGUUUGGAUCUACAUCUGUAAUAAUUCAGUACUAACCUAGAUUUAAACGAUAAAAAAACAAAUCUUUGUUCUGC